Molecule: messenger RNA, 735 nt
Organism: Oreochromis aureus
Lineage: Eukaryota; Metazoa; Chordata; Actinopteri; Cichliformes; Cichlidae
Exons: 5
Coding region: 1-735 (244 amino acids)
Source: RefSeq, a predicted model, not a curated record
AUGACUGGACAUCUACUGUUUGUGAUCCUUCUCUAUUCUUUUUCUGAGAUCAAAGCUCUUCCUGAACCUAAACUGACACCGAGCAGAUCAGAGAUCACAGAAACAGAUUCAGUCACACUGAAAUGUGAGGCUCCAUCCUCUGUUCCUAUGUCUCAAUGUUCUUUCUACUCUCCCACUGGAGGAACUGUCAAAGAAUUGCCCUGCUUAACGAACUUGACAGCAACCGAACUGCUGAAGAUGGCAAAUCUCAAAUCACCUGCUACUGUUAAACUGAACUGUUUCUACACAACACAGCCCGGAGCACCAAACUCUCCAUACAGUGACUUUUCCAGCAUCAUCAUUCAAACUCCUCUUCCACCUAAACUCAUCGUUAAUCCACUGGUGAUCACAGAGACAGACUCAGUCACACUCAACUGUGAGACUCCCCCAUCUGUUUCUGUGCCUGAAUGUUAUUUCUACACUUCGAGUGGAGGGAUAGUCAACAGGUUUUCCUGUCUAACGACACUGACAGCAACCAAACUGCUGGAGUUGGUGCAUCUCAGAUCACCUGCUGAAAUUAAACUGAGAUGUUCUUACACUGCACAGUCUGGAGAGUUAACAUCUCCAUACAGUAACAUGUCCACCAUUAAAGUAAAAAGGGCAAAUCUCAAGGAUAAAAGAACCACAGAUUUGACAACCUUCUGUCCUGGUACACUAUCAUCUGGGGAGAGAGUUGAUACAGGUAUCCUUCAUUAA